UCCAAUGGAAGCCUUCGUCGCAACCCGGAGGAGACAAUCGAGUUUGAUUUAGCGUGAAAAUAGGAGACAAUUUCGUUUGAUGAGGUUAUAGACCGUAUAUUUUUUCAACAGUCUUGAUUUGCGGUUUUCUCCGCCGUGUUUCAAAGCCGCUAAUUUGCCGUUAACGGCGUCUGUUCGGCCUUGUUUAUACUGUGCAGAGCAGCUUGAAUCAGGGAAGCAGGCCCGGUCCUGUGCGAGUUCAACGGCCGUUUGGGUCUGGAGUGUGUUUUGUGCGGAUCGGCCCUUUAGCUCACCAAAGAAUAUGACCCAGAUGCAACAAUGACAUCCAGAUUUGGUAAAACCUACAGCCGCAAGGGAGGAGAGGGCACUUCCAAGUUUGAUGAGGUUCUGUCCACCAAGAGAGGCACCCUUAGUACCAAAUGGGGUGACACCACCUACAAGGCCAAGGUUGGCUCCAAGCGCCCCGGUGCUACCAAAAACGACUCUGUUCUGGAGGUUUACAAGAGGCCCCGUCCGUGUGGUGAUGGCUUGGAAGAUCCAUUUGGAUUUGACAGUGACGAGGAAUCCAAGCCGGUGUCGUCUCGGAGUGGCAGCAAGUCAUCACCUGCCAAGCCGGCCUCAGCAGAACCUCCCCAGGCUGAAAGGCCAGGAAUUUCUCUGGACAUAGGGAGCAGGUCCAGCCUCCAGGGAGUAUCCCACACUUUGGCAUCUGCUCGUCAUGGUUCGUCAUUUCCGGCCAGUGACAAGAACCAAUCCAGGGUGAUGGAGGACACAGCUCGGUUCUUGAACAGCAGCAGUUCUAGCAUAGGAAAGUCCCAGCAGAGUUCCUUGUUGUUAUUGGAGAACCAGCACAGCUACUCAUGGUACCAAAAUGCUUCUGAGAGUGACAAGAAGCCCCUGGCACAGACCACCACCCUGAAGACAGGGUCCAAGGCAGAGUCCACCUAUGACUCCUGGGAUGCCAUCAUGGGUCUCCGUCCUCCCUCACCCAGCCAGGAACCUCGUAACCCAGCCCCCACGCUCUCUUGGGCUUCAGCAGGUGUCACCACUGGCAGCUGUGGCCUGGCGCAGACCCGGAGUGAGAAGCCCCCCUCUCCUCCACGACUUCAGGGCCCCAGCGAGAGCGAGGACCAAGGGGGCGACUCAGACUUCCUUGUCGAGACAUCAGACUACUCCCAGACAUCGUCCUCUACAUCACUUGUAAGAAACUCUAACUGUCGGACGUACAGGAGGCCUAACAAACAGAGCUCUGGCAAAGUUCCGGACUCUAGUGGCUUUGCCAGCACUGCUUUUGGCACAGAUCUUCCCAAAUCCUCAUCUGCCAGCAGUAAUAAGACAGCAGGUAGUGGAGGGGGACGGGGCAGGACGAGGGACUACACAGUGCUGCACCCCUCUUCCAUGUCAAUGUGUAAUGUCACCAUCCAGGACCGAGUGGUGGAGGAGUUUAGCAGUGAUGCAGCACCCGCUAGUGGUAGCAGUAGUGCUGGGUCUGGCAGUACAACAGAGCUGGGAGAGGCGGGAUGGCAGCGGAAGAAGACAGAACAACAAAACACAAGGUUCAGACAGACCCAUACCAAGUCAAAGAAGGACAGUAAGCUGGACCUGUUUGGUUUCGAGGACACUGAUAGCCAUCAGGAGGAGAACAGCGCAGACAACACAGACAGCAAAUCCAGUUACAAAAUUAAAUACUUUGGCUUUGAUGACAUGAGCGACAGCGAUGGUGCUGACGAUGAUGACGGCAGCUUUAAAGAGAGGAGGAGGGCCAAGAAGGCUGCCGUUGCCAAGGCAGUCCCAGUGGUUACCGUGGAAGAAACACCGGCCCACGACCCGCCAGAUCCCUCUGAGAGGCUGGAGAGUCGUGAAAGGCGGGCAGCCAAGGAGAACAAGAAGAACACUGAGCAACAGGAAAGCAGGAUACGAGAAGAUGUCCUGGACUUCUCAGAGGACGGCCUCAGGGUCGUGGCUGGGGCUCCCAGGAGGCCGCCUCAGGGCAAACCGGCUGAGAAGAAUCCAGACACCUUACGGAGGAUCUUCAGUGCACACAAAAAGUCUCCCACCAAAGCAGUGUAUAAUGCCAGACACUGGACCUUGGCGAGUGAAGAGGAGCCCCCUCCACCUUUCUUCUCAAGAUCACAGACAACUCCUGUCGCAGUCUCAGCAGGAGGAUCCAGUAAGGAGCCCUCUGACACUCAGAAGGAUGAUGGCAUCUUCAAGGCUCCGCCUCCUCCUCCUAAGGUCACGAAGUGUCUCACUGUCCCCACAGACCCCUGCCAGGACACCGUCACCACACUCAAAUGCCGCAAAGAGCACAAGGAGCUGUAUACAGUGGUCCAACAUGUGAAGCACUUCAAUGAUGUGGUGGAGUUUGGAGAGAACCAGGAGUUUACUGAUGAUUUUGAGUAUUUAGCUACUGGUUUGAAGAGUGGACAACCUCUCAACACACGAUGCCUUAGUGUGAUCAGCCUGGCUACGCGCUGUGCCAUGCCCAGCUUUAGGAUGCACCUCAGAGCCAGAGGGAAGGUGGCUCAGGUCUUCAAAACACUCAACGAUGCCCCACAACACCCAAACCUGGCUCUGUGUACGGCGUCCCUUAUGUACAUUCUGAGUAGAGACCGCUUGAACAUGGAUCUGGACCGGUCCUGUCUGGACCUGAUGAUACGGCUGCUGGAGCUGGACCAGGACCAGGGGGGUGGGGCUGGGACAGACACCACUGCUCAGUUCAGCGCCAGAGAAAUCGCCAAGAUGAAGGAGAAGAUCAGGAAGCUCUGCGACACCGUGCACAACAAGCACCUGGACCUACAGAACAUUACGACGGGUCAUUUAGCCAUGGAGACGUUACUGUCCCUGACUUCAAAGCGAGCAGGAGACUGGUUCAAAGAGGAACUCCGGCUACUGGGAGGACUGGACCACAUAGUAGAUAAAGUGAAAGAGUGUGUUGAUAACUUAAACCAGGAGGAUGAGAAGGAGAAGCUGGUGUCGUCUCUGUGGGGAGCUGAGAGGUGUUUACGGGUCCUGGAGAGUGUCACAGUCCACAACCUGGAGAACCAGAGCUACUUGAUUGCCUAUAAAGACUCAUCACUCAUCAUCUCCUCUGCAAAGGCAUUGAGGAGGUGUGAGGAGAUGAUCCAGCGUUACAGCAGGGAGGUGAACUCAGACAGAGGCACGGUGGGGAAGGCUGUAGAGAACUGUAUGAGGGCCAUCAUAGGUGUCCUGCUCAACCUGACGCACGACAAUGAGUGGGGCAGCACGAAGACAGGAGAACAGGAGGAUUUAAUAGUGACAGCUCUGAACUGCGUUCUCAGAGUCCCUCAGUAUCUUCCACAAGAGCAGAGGUUUGACAUCCGUGUUCUGGGUCUGGGCUUGUUAAUCAAUCUGGUGGAGUACAGUGCCAGGAACAGGUACUGUCUGAUGGAAAUGGAGAUGGAGGGAGGUCAGGGUCCCUGCGACUCCACCGUCCUGCUCAACCCUCAGCACCAGGACAUCACCAGUACCGGCCCACUGAGCGCCAUAGCUGCACUCGUACAGCUGUUCCUCCAGCGGGAGCGGGCCGCUGUCCUGGCUGAGGCGCAAACCGAUGACCUCAUCAAGGAGGCGCCGAAGGCUGCACUGGACCAGAGUGGGGAGUGGCAGGAGACCGGCGGGGAGAUUCAGUGGGUCGCUAACGACAACGACUCAGACAAACAAGAUGACAGCAAGAAGAAGCAGAAAGACGAGGAGGACGAGGAGCUGGACCUCAACAAAGCUCUGCAGCAUGCAGGGAAGCACAUGGAGGACAGCAUCGUGGCCUCCUAUACAGCACUGCUGCUGGGCUGCCUCUGUCAGGGGAGCCCGCUGAAUGUGAGUACUGUGAGAGAGAACCUGCCUAAAGGAGAUUUCUCCAUCAUGACAGAAAUGCUGAAAAAGUUCCUCAACUUCAUGAACCUCACUUGUGACGUCGGCACCACAGGACAGAAGUCCAUCUCCCGGAUCAUUGACUAUCUGGAGCACUGCUAGAGAGAAGCCUGUCUGAUACACACACACACACACACACACACACACACACACACACACACACACACACACACCGUGACCACCACCAUCACCAUCAUCUCCUCAGAUUAAGUUCACUGCUGGAAACAGGCGUGUUGCUUUCUUAUGACACACACAUCUUCAUCAUCACCUUCCUCUCCGUGUUGUGACCAGACGUCCUCCUCAUCCGUCAGUUAAAAGGAACUUUUAUUUUUUCAGAAAUGGAAACUCCAUCAACAUCAUAACUCAAUGAAAAGUAUUUUUCCCGAAUUUAACUUCACCUGAACUUAAUUUUUUUCUGACUUCAUGAGGCACAAAGGCCUCAAACAUCAACACCCGCCCACCUCUGCCACCUGCUGUGAUCAUUUUUUAGUUUACAUUUCUGAAACAUGGAGUCCACUUAGGUGUUUUAUUUUUAUUUCACCCUUCUGCUAUUUAUAAAAGUUGCAUUGAAGGAUGUGUGCUCAUCCUUUGUUUUUGCCUUUGAUAGAUUUCCUGUCUGAGGGUCAUAGUUCAGGUCCUCUCUUACCUGCUCGGCCCCCUCUCCACUGAAAACAUCCCGCCUUUGUAUCUAUCAGUGACAGAUUGGAGUGAAGCUGUCGUUUUCUCCGGCCUGUCAUCAAAGCUUCUCACCCCUCAGCUCUGCCUCUGGAGCAUCUCCAAAAGAAUUCAAGUGGUCUAAAAAAAAAAGUGCUGACCAAAUUAACCACUCUGCUUUGAAACUGAUGACCUUGACUAAUUUCUGGCCACCUCGUUUCUCUCGUGCUUCUUCUUCUCUUUUUGCCGCUCUGACCUCUUGACUCUGUCAGAAGGAGGCAGUUUGAGGCUGAGAAAUCAAUUUCUGGCCAAAGAGCAAGGAAACAGCCCAGGCCCUGAAUUACAGGCUUUUGUGAAGUUAAGGUGGUAUUUUAAGGCGGAGCUGCCGGUAAAUGUUUGCGUGAGGUCUGUUUUUAGGUGUUUGUAUAUAACCUGAAAUGUUCUCUCUUUGGAAGUAAGAGCUUCUCUUCCCUCUUCAGCCUCUGCAGCAAACUAGCUGAUUUUAAAGCCGAUAUCAAAACAGAAACUUCUCCAAUCAUGCCGAUCACUCUUCAGCCAGACGGCACCCAGCAACACACCUGAGACUAAAACAGAAUGACCCUCGAGGUUGUUAAAACUCUCUGGAAACUUUGAACGACCCCCACCCUCCCCAGAAGUAGAAACUUUUCCCUUUCAAAGAAUCGAUCGCCCUCUCGCUCAACAUCAAAGCUUUGUGUCUCUGUGGGACCCGAGCCCUCUGGACCAGAACCUGUCCUCCUUCAGCUCCUUUCAAUUACUGCCCGUGUGUGUGCUCGCCACUUGGAGAAGAGCCCUCAAUUACAGCACAAAGGCAGCCGAGACGCCCCGGUCUGAGAGGUGAAGACGAGCUGCUUUUCUUUGGUUUUGAACUGAACCACAAGCGGAGAGACUUUCAGAGAUCAAGUCAAUACUUUCCUUUUCCUGUUCUGUUGCUUUUAGAUGGUAAGACUUCAGCUGUAGCUGUUAAAUCCCGGUUCACAGUUUGCAGUUAAACUUUAUGGAAAAAUCCUCCUCUGAGCCUUUUGACACUUUGACAUCUCAUCUGUCCAACACUUUGCAGCAGGGAGUUUUUCUUUGAAGCGCUGUAUUUUUCAUUUCCCUUGCCUGCGUCAUCAUUCCCAGAAUGCAUUACAGCCACCUCGAGAGGAGAGUGACCAUGCUGCAAACCUGUAAAUUGUAUGAAUUAGUCGUGUAUUUUUUACUCUUGUGUGGAUUUCUCCCCGUGUAGUCGUUGAACAUCAGUCCAAAAUAGCAACUAAAGAAGAGGAGACCAGUUAAAUAAAAUGAGGAAGUGCAAAGUACAUCAGCAGCAUUUUGUCAAAAGGUCUGAGGGGGAUUUCUGUUCCUUUUCCAUUUCAGUACUACAUUCUGACAGAGGGUUUAUGAAUGGGUUUUAUUCGUGUUAAUAAACCAUUUACCUGUUUUAUAGACCAAUAAUAAGCAUGAAUAGAAAAAAAUUAGCUUCCCACGUGGUUACUCUUAUACACACCUUUAACAGGUUCUAAAUGUUGAUAAGUCAUUAAUAACAGGUUCUUUCAGUAAUGAUGCUGUAGCAAGAUAAAGAAAAAGUGAAAGCUGUUUCUAUUGGCGUCCUGCAGUGACCUCCAUACAGUCUCAAAAGCUUCAUAAGAGAUGGAUUACAGAGAGACUGGUCAGACUGGAAGCAGCAGAGUCUCUGAUUCUCUGACUUUUAGUCACCACUGUGGGUCAAGCUCCACAAAAUGUCUUUCCCACCUCCUUCACUCAAACCCCACAACUUCACUUUGGCUUUCUGUUGAAGACUUUAAGCCCUGAGCGCAGUCUGAGAGUCUGUGAUGACCCGAUGGCUUCUCUCUGACAUCUGAUGUUCUCAGACUCCUUUCAGAGCCACAGACGACCCAACUUUUUACAGUCAUUCUAACCAUGAUGAGUAAACUGAUCUUCAUGUAUGAAAUUGGUCAAGUCUUAUGGCUUAUAACUGAUUUACAAAGCAUUAGUAAAUGAUUUAUUAACCAUCAAUAAGCCCAUUAGUUUUAACUUAUAAACUUUUUGUAAAGUCUGCCUUAUUAGAAAGCCAUACCAACCGUUCCUUGGUCCGUCUUGUUCAGUAGAGAAAACGUUUUUCAAAUAUGAAAAAUGUUUAACAAAAACUUUCAAAAAUGAUCUUUGGCACUUGCGAGUGAAGAACAAACUUUACCUUUAAAAUAAAAAGUGAUGAAAAAAACCCCAAAACAAUGUGACUUUCUAAAAUGAUGUGAUAGGAAACACAUGCGUCUCAGCUAAAUAGCAUUUUAAAGGUUUCAGUUCUGAUUAAGAAUUCGCUCCUUUAUCGUGUCCAGAGUGUUUCAACUCUCAGUUCCCCAAGAAACUCUGUAGUUGUUUAGUCUGUAUUUUUUUAUUAUUAACAGUGGGUCAGAUUCGAGCUCCUGCUGGAGAAUUUACUUUUGGUUUGGUUUUGUGUUGUUUCUCAGUUCAUCAGCUGUUAAAGUUUGAAGCACGUCAUGAAGCAUGUUCAUACCGUUAUUCUGUAUUUGUCUGUUCCCCUGUGAUCAUUAACACACUGUCUCAUACACACUCUCACACACACAGUUUAACCCUCACACUCCUUAAGAAAAAAAAAGUUUACAAGAGCUUUAUUCACAGACGUCUGGAAGAAUGAAUGGAAGAGUUUUUGUACAUAGUUCCUGUACAUAGAUUGAUUUCCCCAUGUAGGAGGAGUGACUGAUGGGUAAGGGGGUGGGUGGGAUUGUGGGUGGGGUGGUUAAAUUUAAAUUUAGACCGGUAGACUCUACUUUUCUGAAUCUGACUCUAUUUUUCAUUUUCUAAAGCCUUUUCUCCCAGUCGUGUUGUUGUUUUGGACAGACAGACAGAGAGCUUCUUAACAAGCCAACUGCAGGAAAACUUGAUCUUUGUACCAAUUUGCAGACUGAUGUCUUUGGUUACCUGUACAUAAUUUUAAAAUAAUAAAAAUUGCUACUUUCAGUA
This is a messenger RNA of Toxotes jaculatrix (banded archerfish), 7527 nucleotides long. Its product is annotated as wings apart-like protein homolog. Gene Ontology annotation, biological process: regulation of chromosome condensation. Bases 319 to 3993 code for a protein of 1224 amino acids. The record is from RefSeq and is a predicted model, not a curated record. The transcript is spliced from 20 exons. NCBI's taxonomy places the organism in Eukaryota, Metazoa, Chordata, Actinopteri, Toxotidae.